AUGAGUCCUCCAAGGAAAGGCAAUGUCUCUGCCAUCUUCGUCCAUGCGGGGGCUGGCUUUCAUAGCGUAAGCAACGAGAAAGCUCACUUGGAAACUUGCGAAAAUGCAGCUAAAGUCGCAAUGUCGGUUCUGAAGAACGGCGGCUCAGCUGUUGAUGCUGUCGAAAUUGCCAUCAUGUUGCUUGAAGACGCAGAGAUCACAAACGCCGGCUAUGGCAGCAACUUGACCAUAGACGGUCUAGUCGAAUGUGAUGCUACGAUUAUCAACCAUCUCGGCCAAAGCGGCGCAGUGGGUGCAGUCAGUAAUGUUAAAAAUCCCAUCUCACUGGCACGGGUCAUAUUCGAGUCCUCAAUGCGACCAUUGUCAUUGCAGAGAGUGCCUCCAAAUUUCCUUGUGGGGCAAGGUGCGACAGACUUUGCGUAUGAACACCGGUUGGUGGUUCUUCCUGACGAUGGCCUGAUAUCUGCUGCGGCGCGUGAGAGAUGGCAUCGCUGGCAACAAGAUUUGGAGUCAUGCGAAUCAGGGGAAAGACAGCAAAAAUCAGCACACCAUCAGAACGGCCAUUUUAAGGCAUGGCUCCGUCGUCCGGUGAAUAUCCACCCUGCACAGUUACUGUCUUGUCCUUUGAGUGCACAACCCCCAUCGUCUGGCCCUCCAAUGUGUGAUAUGACACACGAUGCGAAUCUUCCAGCAGACGACACUCACUUUCAUCCUAGAAGCUUCGGUGUCACUCCCCCAGCAGAUGUUGAUAUGACGUCAUCCCCCUCAUCCAGAGCUAGAGAUGGUGAGUAUGUCGAUGGUAUGAUUCCUCAACCCGAACAGGUUUCUACCAGAAUAGAGUCGAACAUAUUACCGGAUUCCACUACUGCGGCCAAUGCUUCAGGUAUGGAUAAUAAUAAUCCAAUCCCGCAACCGGUUGGCACGAACACGCACUACGAGCAGAAGGACAGCGCCCCAUUCAAUCUAGCCAUGGACCAAAUAAAUGAUACAGUCGGCGCUAUUGCAAUUGAUAGCUAUGGCAACACUGCUGCCGGUUCUUCAUCUGGUGGUAUUGGGAUGAAACAUCGUGGCCGAAUUGGCCCUGCAGCGCUGGUGGGCAUAGGAACUUCCAUAAUUCCCGCGGACCCUAGUGAUCUUGAGAAAACAUGUGUUGCCGUCGUCACAUCCGGAACUGGAGAACACAUUACUACCACCAUGGCUGCCAGUACCUGUGCCUCGCGGAUCUACUACAACCAGAGGAAGUGCGAAGAUGGUACAUUUGAAGAGGUGACCGAAGACGAGGCGAUGAAGACAAUGAUAGAGACCGAGUUCAUGGGUCACCCUGGCGUCAAAAGUAACCAUUGUCAGGGUGCCAUUGGAAUUAUGGCGGUCAAGAAGACGGUUGACGGGGCGUUUCUUUACUUUGGUCAUAACACCGACUCUUUCGCCCUUGCGUCCAUGAGCAGUGAGGAUAAAAGACCGACGUGUGUAAUGUCUCGCAGCAGCGGAGGAGGGAGCGUCGCACAAGGUGGCCGUGCCUACCGUUCUAGAAGAUACAAGGUUGCUGGCUCAUGCGCAUAA
Aspergillus tanneri is the source of this 1560-nucleotide messenger RNA. Its product is annotated as threonine aspartase 1. Gene Ontology annotation, molecular function: threonine-type endopeptidase activity. The coding region runs from base 1 to 1560 and encodes 519 amino acids. NCBI's taxonomy places the organism in Eukaryota, Fungi, Ascomycota, Eurotiomycetes, Eurotiales, Aspergillaceae. The transcript has 6 exons. The record is from RefSeq and is a predicted model, not a curated record. Gene Ontology annotation, biological process: protein maturation.